This is a messenger RNA of Neomonachus schauinslandi (Hawaiian monk seal), 473 nucleotides long. RefSeq names its product cystatin A (gene CSTA). Gene Ontology annotation, cellular component: cytosol. Gene Ontology annotation, molecular function: cysteine-type endopeptidase inhibitor activity. NCBI's taxonomy places the organism in Eukaryota, Metazoa, Chordata, Mammalia, Carnivora, Phocidae. Bases 56 to 352 code for a protein of 98 amino acids. The record is from RefSeq and is a predicted model, not a curated record. The transcript has 3 exons.
UUCCUUGAUCACUUCAGUUCCAGCAUCCUGCCUAGCAAAGAAGCAAUUAGCCAAAAUGAUACCUGGAGGCUUAACUGAAGCCAAACCUGCCACUCCAGAAAUCCAGGAGAUUGCUAACAAGGUUAAACCUCAGCUUGAAGAAGAAACAAAUGAGAGUUACCAAGAAUUUGAAGCUGUAGAGUAUAAAACUCAAGUGGUUGCUGGAAUAAAUUACUACAUUAAGGUGCGAGUAGGUGAUAAUAGUUAUAUUCACAUGAAAGUAUUCAAAGGCCUUCCUGGACCAAAUCCAACUUUGACACUUACUGGUUACCAGACUGACAAAAGCAAGGACGAUGAGAUCACAGGCUUUUAGCAGCAUGUUCCAAAAGUGGUCUGAUACUUUCCACUGGCUACUAACUAAUGUUCCCUGCUAAUAAAUAUAACUAUCAAUAAGCAAACAUUCCUUUUCAAAUAGAUUUAUUUCUUCAACUAUU